CGGGGUUAGGCUUUAUCUAGAUGGCUAUGCGAUUUUGGGCUCAUUCAUCCAAACAGGGGUUUCCGACGAGGAGGAGGAAGUACCGGCGCUUUCGGCGGUCUGUUCGGUAGGAAGUACCGGCUGCCGCAUCCAGUCGAGGGCGUCUGAAGCCAUGGCUCGACUCGCGUUCCUCUUGGAGUACAAGACAUGACCCACGCCGUUCAUCAAGAACUGCACUCCACGGUAUUGAGGGCGGUUCUUGUGCGGCUGCCAAUGGCGGAGGAGGAGAUCAGCACUUCGAGAUUUCGGCGGCGGAACGACAGGCUUUUUCGGGAUUUCCCAGCGCCGGCGCUCCCACUUUUCGGACUGUCCGACCCACAGGAGCCCGGCCUCGGCCGCGGAAGUGUCAAUCAGAUAACCCUGCAAUCAAACAGCCGCCUUUGAUAUUUUUGAGACAAAUCCCACACCAGCGAGAGCAUAAAAGGGUUUAACUUACAUUUAGACGCUGGCUUUGUUAUCAUAGAUAUCAAGUGUAGGAGGAGAUCCUACGAGGAUGUGUAAAGCAAAUGCCAGCCAUUGGAUCGCCCAGAUCAGUUACUUCUCUCGCCAAGGUCUCCACAAGGAGACCCUACAUGUCUUCCACCGACUUCUUACCCAAGGCCUCAGACCCGACCGUUACGUCCUUCCCAGCGUUCUCCGGGCCUGUGGCAACCUCUCUGACCUGAAAAGCGGAAGAACAGUGCACAAUUUGGUCACCCGUUCUCUGCUCGAUUCCGAUGCUUUCAUUGGUAGUGCUUUGAUUGAUAUGUACUCCAAAUGCGGUAAACUUCAUAGUGCUCGGAGGGUGUUUGACGGAACGGCUGAGAAGGAUCUCGUGGUGUGGAAUUCCAUGGUCUCGGGCUAUGCCCAUGGAGGCCUAGCAGAAAUUGCCAUGGUCCUACUCAUAAAGAUGAGAUCUUUAGGAGUAAAACCAGAUUUAGUGACAUGGAAUGCACUGAUUUCUGGGUUCUCUCGGAUGGGCAAUGAUGCGAUGGCCAUGGAUCUGUUCAGAUCAAUGCAGAUUGAUGGAGUGGAGCCCGAUGUUGUUUCUUGGACUUCAAUUAUAUCAGGUUUUGUGCUCAAUUUCAAGUACGGCGAGGCUUUUGGGAUGUUCAGGCAAAUGGAAGUGGUUGCAGGAAUGAGGCCAAGCUCCGUAACAAUUAGUAGUCUUUUGCCAGCUUGUGCCAAUGUUGCGGACCUGAGACAUGGAAAAGAGAUUCAUGGUUAUGCUGUGCUAACAGGGGUGGACAAAGAUUUGUUCGUCAGUAGUGCUCUUGUUGACAUGUACGCCAAGUGUGGGCUUAUAUCGGAAGCAGUCAGGAUUUUUGAUAAGAUGGAGAAGAGAAGUACCGCUUCGUGGAAUUCUAUGAUUUUCGGAUAUUCAAACCAUGGAUACUGUGAGAAUGCAAUCGGGCUUUUCUAUCAGAUGCAAAAUGAGCAUGUGAGACCUGACCAUCUUACCUUCACGGCAGUCUUUACAGCUUGUAGUCACGCUGGAAUGGUCGAACUAGGAAAGCAUUUAUUCAUUUUAAUGCAAGAAUAUCAUGGGAUUGAGCCACGGUUGGAGCAUUAUGCUUGCAUGGUGGACUUGCUCGGCAAAGCAGGGAAGCUUGCGGAGGCUUAUGAUCUCAUCAAGGGAAUGCCUAUUGAGCCAGAUUCUUUUGUGUGGGGAGCUUUGUUAGGGGCUUGCCGGCGCCAUGGCAAUGUCCAGCUUGCUAAGACUGCGGCUUUGCAUCUGUUUGAAAUCGAGCCACAGAGUGCAGGAAGCUGUAUAAUAUUGUCGAGCAUGCUUCUCGAUGCUGGGAGACAGGCAGAUGCUGUCAAGAUGCAGAAAUUGAUGAAGAAAAAGAACAUGAAAAAGUUCCAUGGGUACAGUUGGAUAGAAUCUACCUGAUUUAAUAUGAAAUGGUUGUGGAAAAAAAAACUGUAGUUUAUUUAUUCUGCGCAUUGCUAUGUGCAUUUGGAAACAGCUACAUAUACUAUUUUA
Elaeis guineensis (African oil palm) is the source of this 2005-nucleotide messenger RNA. RefSeq names its product pentatricopeptide repeat-containing protein At5g59600. The record is from RefSeq and is a predicted model, not a curated record. Gene Ontology annotation, biological process: RNA modification. Gene Ontology annotation, molecular function: protein binding; RNA binding. Lineage: Eukaryota; Viridiplantae; Streptophyta; Magnoliopsida; Arecales; Arecaceae.